Molecule: messenger RNA, 4262 nt
Organism: Drosophila grimshawi
Lineage: Eukaryota; Metazoa; Arthropoda; Insecta; Diptera; Drosophilidae
Product: type-2 histone deacetylase 1
Exons: 4
Coding region: 712-3369 (885 amino acids)
Source: RefSeq, a predicted model, not a curated record
AUUUCUGGCUCUCGUACAAAGCGCAACGUCGAAACGGACGGCUCGUACGGUCGCUCGGUCGCUAAUGUGUUGUGUGUGUGUGUCGGUGUCGGUUUCGGUCUGUUUUUCGUCUUUACUGCUGCUUGACAAAUGCAAAUGCAACACAAAUACGCAGUGUUAUUUGAAAAAUUAAGAUGCAAAAAUAUACAAAACAAAAAAAUUUACAAGUGCUGAAAACCAAUGAGUAACUGUUCGCAUAGGGCAUCAUCUACCCAAAGUAUAUUGUACUAAAAACCGCAACCCUUUCACUUAAAAAAAAACUCACUGAGAAUCCAAAGUGCAACAACCAACAACAACAGCAACAAAUAAACGAGCCAAACGAGUUUCAAUCAGCCAAUAACCAAUAAGCCAAACCAAAUACAGCAACAACUUGGCCCGUUAGUGCGCCAUCGUGGCCUAUAUUCAAAAUAGAUCAGCCUCAGUCGCAGAUCAGCAGCAGCGCUGUCAAAAUGCUAACAACAACAACAACAGCAACUUGAGAACGCAACCAAAAAAAAAAACAAGUUUCAUGCUAAAAUAAUAAUAAUAAAUAAACGCAAUACAAAGUUUCAGUGCAAGUCUUAAAGUUGCAGACGAGAAGUCGCGCAAAAAAAGUGACCUACAAAUACUGGUUUUACAACCAACAAGCAACAACCAACAACAACUCGUGAGAACCAACAACAACAACGGAAAAUGCAGUCAACAGUUGCGGCUAAGCGGCCGGGUCCGCCAGUGCCGCCCAGGCCCAAAACAGCAGCAGCAGCAGCAGCAGCAGCAGCAACAGCAACUGCAACAGCAACAGCAGCAACAGUUGCCGCUGCGGCACCCGCCACGCCGCCCAUCAUCCAAAAGAAGCCCACAUUUGUUAGCCAACUGAGCGCCGUAGGUCGCACCCUUGUCUACAAGUCGCCCUCGCUGAAUCUCAAUCAGAAGAAGCAGGCGCAAACACAAACGCCCACCAUGGCGCUAGUUGCAACUGCAACAACAACAGCAACAGUUGCUGCUGCUCCAGCAGCAACACCAACAACAGCAACAGUUGCGCCCGCAACGGCGCCAAAGCCGCCUUUGAAGCUACGCAAGGCGCCCGCUGUGCCCACAGCUAAACCUCGUGACUCGGUGCUGAUCAGCGUGAAUCGCGCCAAUUCUCUCAGUGCACAGUCGACGCCCGCCUUGAAGGAUACCCGCCUCAGCCUGGGCAAGGUUGAUUUUGAGCGGGCGGGUCUAUUGCCCACCACCCAACCGUUGCCCAAGCCACGUAAAAUUGUUCAAUUGCCGGUGGCCACACUCGAUAUGGAUGAUGAUGAUGAUGAAGAGGCGGCGGCAGCGUCGGUAGUGCUUAUGCCCUCCACAUUUGUGGUGCCACCCGCAACGCCAGCGAAUAGCAUUUUUCGUCGCUCCAAGACCACACUGGACAGUCCCAUCUCCUCCACAAAUCAUGGUGGCAGUUAUCUGGGUGGCAAAACAGUCGAAUUCAAGAAUAAUCUAAAGAAUGCCGCCGAACGUCUGUUCGCGGAGAUCAUCAUCAGUCAAUCGCAGAAGCAAUCUGCAACGGAUACGACCAUUAUAACGAAGCACGAGCGUGCCAUUCAACAUCAGGCGCUGUUCGAGCAGGAACUCGAACGGGGACGGGAGCGAGAGAGGGAACGGGAGCGGGCAAGGCUGAGGUGCGAGCGGGAGCAGCAACAGAAACAGCAGCAGGAACAGCAGGUUACCAUUCAGGCAGCAGGCAAUUGUACCCGCAUCAACAUCAAUCCCCUCGCCACUUCGCAAUCUGCCCCGAAGACCUCGUUGAGUGCUGGCAAUACGCCGGUUAAGAAACAUGCUUUUCAUGAGCUACUCAUCUCGGAGCUGGCAGCGAUGCGCAAUCGUUCUUGUUCACUGGAACAGUUGCCCACGAAAUCACAAUCGUUGGCCAUGCCCAUUAAGACAAUGCCACGCCCACGCUAUAAUUCUAUUGAGGAUGCCGACACGGAGGAUGUGGAUGCCGAUAACGUGGAGGAUGCCGAUGGCGAUGAGGAGGAUACGCUAACUUAUGCCAUCAAAAAGUCCCUCAAAGAGAACAGCAACAACAACAACAGCAGCAACAAUAACAGCAACAACAACAAAGAUGAUAAUCUAAACGGCAGUUCAACGCCUCGGAAACGUUGCCCCUCGGGCUGCUCCUCGGAUUCAUCGCCCUAUGGCACGGAGAGAUCACAGCGGAUCAGAACCUCUGACUGGAUCGAGGUGGGAGACAAUGGCAAGCAGGUGACUCUGACCAGUUGUCACAUCUCGCUGGAGGAUUCGGGCAUGGAGGAUGAGGAGCGAUUGGAUGACAUGUCCUCGUCGGGCGUCGGCGACAGCUGGGACAGCGUCAAGGAGGCCGAACGAGAGAACGAGAAACGUUGUCGUAACGUCAAACGCGGAAUGUCGAUAAGCGGCUUGCCGCCAUUGCCAAAAUCUCUUAGCGGUUUCAACAAGCUGCUCGGCUCCGAUUCGGGACUACUCAGCGAUGUUGAGGCACAGCAGGAGUUGGAAAACAGCAAUAACAACAACAACGACAACAACAAGGAGAACGAGAGCGGCAACAAAUUAGCAAGCCAAAUAGUUAGUGAUAACAAAAGCAACAACAACAAUUUGAACAGCGAUAAGCAGGCAUCUAAAGACAGCAGCAGCAAAGAUAAUGCAAACGAUAAAUCAGCAACGGCCACAGCAGAGUCAGCCUCACUAACAACAACAACAACACCAACAACAGCAACAACAAACCUGGCUGCCAAUGCAAGUAAAAAUGAAAACAAUUCAACAACAACAACAACAACGACAGCAGCAACAGCAACGACAAUAAUAACAACAACGAAAGCGACAACAACAGCGCCAAGCUCACCUGCAAAAAUCAAUGUAACGGGCAGCACUCUGGACGCUCAGAUAGCGACGCUGCGAAAGGAAAUGUACGGACUGCGUCAAUUGGAUCUCUCUCUGCUGUCACAAUUGUGGGCGCUAAACGACUCCAUACAGGAGUUUCGCACGAUGAUCGAGGAGCAGGACGACGAAGAGGAUGAUGAUGGCGAUGUUGAUGUCGAUGUCGAGCUGGAUGAGCAGGGCAAUCGUAGGCAUUCGCCGACACCAUCAUCCUAUGAUUCUGUUAGCUCUGAAGGCGGCGUCGAGGAUGCGGAUCUUGUAAUGCAGGCCAAGGCGAAGCGUCUGGGCACCAUACCAAAGGUCAUAACGACGCAGCCAAAGCAUCAGCAGCAGCAGCAGCUAAAAUCUGAUGUAAAGCCAGUGCCGAGGAUGCGCAGUGCACCACCCCCACCACCGCCGGUGGCAUUGGUGUGCACCGCUCGGAAGGCGGCGGCUCCGCCACGACCCACAUGAUGUUACCUAACCGACUUCCUCGCCGGAGUCAGGAUGGUCAUGUGCAAGGCGAUUGUGAGCGAAGUGCCGCCGCCGCCGCCCCCGACGACGCCGACUCCAACGUCGAAGUCGACGACGUCAACAUUGGGCAGCAUUUGAACAGGAGCUGAAGUUGGAGCUGAAGUUGUAGUUGGAGCUGGAGCUGGAGCUGGACCUGGGAGCUGGAGCAGCACUUGGCGAGUUGAAAGUCAGAUCACGAAUGGUUUUUAAUUGUGGCAUGCACCAUCCCUAGUUAGUUUACAAUAAACGAUAAACGAUAUGCGAUAAACGUGGGAUACUCUAUAUCUAUCAAUUAACUAUAUAUACAUAUGCAUAUGUGAGCGAUUAGAGCGCUACUUACUUAGCUUGUAAGCCGCAAAUAGCCUUUAAGUUUAGCAGUCCUUUGUGUGAUCUUCAGUUUGUAAGUUUAUUGUAAAUUGUUUUUUUUUCUUCUGCUUUCUUCUACUUCUUCUUCUGCGUUGGCCUCCAAUUUGGGGACUACGUUUUGGGGUUAUUUUAUUCAAAGGCAUGGUGGGUUCAGCUAUAUAACAUACAUUUUACCUACACAUAAAACAUAUAUUUCUUCCUGUCCUUAUCAUAUACAAAAAAAAUAUAUUUUAUGAUUUACGAUUAAACUAACUUAAUCCACCAUUUUUAAACUAUAGUCUUUCAGAUUGUAACUGUAAUUGCUAAAUUAAAAUCUAAAAUGUUGCUGUAGACAUAAGUUAGGAAUCUGCACUUACUUGUAUAUACUAUUUAGAAGCCUGUCACUAAUAAAACAAUCUGCACUAUAAUUCUCACCUUGGCUUGCAACUUCAAAUAAUAUUAUAUCUAACGAGAAGCGAAAAUAAACAAUCUAAAAGCGAAAUGAAAAA